Molecule: messenger RNA, 557 nt
Organism: Ceratitis capitata (Mediterranean fruit fly)
Lineage: Eukaryota; Metazoa; Arthropoda; Insecta; Diptera; Tephritidae
Exons: 2
Coding region: 1-540 (179 amino acids)
Source: RefSeq, a predicted model, not a curated record
AUGCGAAAUAAUUUGGUGAUUUCUAUGUUUGUGAUUGUGUUAAUUGCCUUCGCUUUGCCAACAGAAGGUAAACGUAUAUCUCUAGUACCCAUCACUGCCAACGAAGUGUACCGUAUACUACGUGAAGUCGGUCGUGAGGAUGCUGUGCCCGAAGGCCGUGUGGUCACCCAAGGCAUUGCUGCGGUAUCUGGCUUUGCAGUUGGCCUAGCAAAAGGCAUUGGCGGCUCAUUGCUGGUAGAUUUGGCUGCUAAUCUAUUAGCGUCAAAUCAGAAUCAAACAAUGCAAACUCAAGAAAUUUGUUUCAACAGUCGCAGUUUGGAUGUGGACAUCGAGGCCGAUGACGACGACGAUGUGCGACCACAAGGCAGACAGACUACCGUUACUACCUUAUCUUCACCCUAUUCAACUACCACCGGUAAUGGUGUGGUAAUGUCUGAUGGUGAUGGGACAAAUUCUGAAACGGGUACAACAACACAAACGGAUGGGGAGUCGAUAAAUUGUGUGGUUGUGAAGCAGCCGCCGACUGUGGCUACGGGUUAAAAGUUGAAAAUGUAGCA